AUGGAUUCAACAAUAGCCACUCCAUGCCCUUCUACUCCCAAAUGGAAUGUGGAUCGACCAUUCCUCACCGGCCGAUUCCACCAGGAAACAAAAUCUACAUCUGGAAUUCCUGAAUCAAAGGGUUUUUCUACUGAUCACUUCAGUCCCGGUGUGGACAAGCCCAUAGGUUGUUACCAUGCUGCUAUUCAGGAAUUGAUUGUUAUUGAUGAUCUAUUAUAUUCUUUGAUCGGAAUUGAAGGAAGAUAUAUUUCAAUCAAGAGAGCCCGAGGAAAGGACGAUAGUGUAAUCUUCCAAGUUGACUCAUCUAUGGAUUUGGCGCUUCAGGACUCUGCGAAACGGAUUAUUCCAUUGUGUGAGAGCUACUUAUUAGUUAGUCAGUUUGUCGAGUCGAGAUCCCAGUUCAAGACUGGCCUCGUCAAUCAUGCUUUUGCAGCUGCACUAAGAGCACUCCUUCUGGAUUACCAAGCUAUGGUGGCUCAGCUCGAACAUCAGUUUCGACUGGGAAGACUUUCUAUUCAAGGAUUAUGGUUUUAUUGUCAGCCAAUGAUGGGCUCAAUGCAAGCUUUGUCCAUAGUGAUAAAGAAGGCUUCAGCUAAUAAUUUUACUGGUUCUGCUGUUCUUAACCUCUUGCACACCCAGGCCAAGGCCAUGGCUGGUGACCAUGUAGUCAGGUCGCUGCUGGAAAAGAUGACACAAUGCACAAGCACAGCAUAUCUUGGAAUAUUAGAGAGGUGGGUCUAUGAAGGAGUGAUUGAUGAUCCUUAUGGUGAAUUUUUCAUUGCUGAGAACAAGUCUCUCCAAAAGGAAAGUCUGACUCAAGAUUACGAUGCUAAAUAUUGGCAACAACGUUACAGCCUGAAAGGUGACAUCCCUAGUUUCCUUGCAAAUGCUGCUGAAACAAUUUUGACCACUGGGAAAUAUUUAAAUGUCAUGAAAGAAUGUGGGCACAAUAUUCAGGUCCCCAUGGCAGAAAAUUCAAAGUUGACGAGCGUUGGAUCCAGUCAUCAUUAUCGUGAGUGUAUCAAAGCUGCUUAUGAUUUUGCCAGCGGCGAGCUAUUAAAUCUCGUAAAAGAGAAGUAUGACUUGAUGGGAAAACUGAGGUCAAUCAAACACUAUCUUCUUCUUGAUCAGGGUGAUUUUUUAGUUCACUUUAUGGAUAUAGCUCGAGAGGAGCUCAUGAAAAAGCCAGAUGAAAUUUCUGUGGAAAAGCUGCAGUCCCUGCUGGACCUUGCAUUGCGAUCAACAGCAGCUGUAGCAGAUCCCUUCCACGAGGACUUAACAUGUUGUGUGGAGCAAACCACAUUAUUGAAAAGGUUGAGUACACUCAAAGAUCUUGAAAUCAGCCAAACUGUUUCCAGCAGUAGUGAUUUAGAAGAACCAGUGAGCAUUACAGGCUUGGAAACAUUUUCUCUGAGUUACAAGGUUCGAUGGCCAUUAUCCCUGGUCAUAUCAAGAAAGUCCUUAACAAAAUACCAGCUGAUUUUUCGCUCUCUGUUUCACUGUAAGCAUGUCAACAGGCAACUCUGUGCAGCAUGGCAACUACAUCAAGGCCUCCGCAGACUUGACAUGCAAGGGAUAGCUAUCUCCGUUUCAUCUCUGCUGUGUCGUAAUAUGCUUAAGUUUAUAAAUAGCCUUCUGCAUUAUCUGACUUUUGAGGUUCUUGAGCCAAAUUGGCACGUGAUGCAUAACAGACUUCAAACUGCAAAGAGCAUUGACGAGGUUAUACAGUACCACAAUUUUUUCCUCGAGAAGUGUCUGAGAGAAUGUUUGCUUCUUUCACCUGUUCUUCUCAAGAAGGUGGAGAGGAUGAAACUGAUUUGCCUUCAAUAUGCAUCGGCUACUCAGUGGUUAAUUACCUAUUCAAAUGACACUCCCAAGACUGAUGGUUCUCCAAAUGUCAAAAAGUACAAGCAACUGAAACUAAGGAUACCGUCUCAGAUACAGAAAGUAGCUUCUGAAAAUGCGACAGUCAUCGAAUCCAUACUGAAAUUUGAGAGGGAAUUUACUGCUGAGCUUCGGAGUUUAGGACCAAUCUUGAGCAGCAGUUCUCGUGCAGAGCCAUAUCUGACUCAUCUUGCGCAGUGGCUUCUUGGUGUGGGAAGGGACUAA
This is a messenger RNA of Fraxinus pennsylvanica, 2109 nucleotides long. The record is from the annotation of a GenBank genome assembly. NCBI's taxonomy places the organism in Eukaryota, Viridiplantae, Streptophyta, Magnoliopsida, Lamiales, Oleaceae.